This is a messenger RNA of Callorhinchus milii (elephant shark), 3284 nucleotides long. RefSeq names its product SHC (Src homology 2 domain containing) transforming protein 2. Gene Ontology annotation, cellular component: plasma membrane. Gene Ontology annotation, biological process: intracellular signal transduction; cell surface receptor protein tyrosine kinase signaling pathway. The record is from RefSeq and is a predicted model, not a curated record. Gene Ontology annotation, molecular function: receptor tyrosine kinase binding. Lineage: Eukaryota; Metazoa; Chordata; Chondrichthyes; Chimaeriformes; Callorhinchidae.
GUAAUAGAUGACUAAUGGUCAAAUGACAUCAGAGGCUUUUUUUGCCAAGUGAACUGGGCUCCAGAAACAGAGAGAGAGAGAGGAGGAGAGAGAGAGAGAGAGAGAGAGAUCAAUCUGAUGCACUUAGGAGUUAGUAGGAGGAGGGGAUGCUGCAUAAGUCUAAGUAUGACCGGUUCAGGAAUGACUCGCUGACAUCAUCUGAAGGGCUGAAGCAGCAGCUAGCAAUGAGCAGCAGUAAGGGAGCAGUAACAGUGGUCACUACCUCGCCUCCCCCUUGCCCAGCCCCAACCCCUACCCCAACACCAGCUCCAAACCCAACCCCGACUUCAGGCGCCCCAGCCUCAGGGGGCGAGGAGCAGGAUGACCCUACCACCUUCUGCACUCUCAUCCCCAAAAUCCCACAUUGGAAGUUCUCCCACUCCGGCUCUGGCUUCUUGGGAAGCAGGAAUAAGGAGAUGCCUCCAUCCAGGGCUAGUCCCGCUGCCACUGCUGGUGGUGGCGUGGCUGAUGGGCUCAGCGCUGUGUUCAGCUCCUGUGACAGUGCGUGCGCUGCUCAUUGCUCCCUGCAGGCAAUGAACAGGCUGCGAGGAGGAGGUGGUGGAGCUGGAGCUGCUGGUGGAGCUGCUGGUGGUGGUGGUGGUGGUGGUGGUGGAGGCAGGAAGGUGCGUGUAGAAGGCAUCAAACUAGCCGGAGAAGAGUGGAACCGGAAAGGAAGCUUCAUUAACAAGCUCCAGGGCUGGCUGCACACUGAUGACAAGAUACUCGGAUCUGGUGUCUCUUACAUUGUCCGUUACAUGGGCUGUAUAGAGGUGCUAAAGUCAAUGAGAUCCCUCGAUUUCUACACAAGGACACAAGUCACAAGGGAAGCCAUUAACCGACUGUAUGAAGCUGUUCCCGGAGUGAAAGGGACUUGGAAGAAGAAGGUGCCCAACAAAGGCCUCCUCUCGGUGCUGGGGAAAAGCAACCUGCAGUUUGCGGGGAUGAGCAUCGCUGCUAACAUUUCCAUCGAUGGGUUACACCUGACGCUACCAACCACGAGGCAGAUCAUCGCAAACCAUCACAUGCAGUCCAUCUCCUUCGCGUCAGGUGGGGACACGGAUACCACGGAUUACGUUGCCUAUGUAGCCAAGGACCCCGUAAACCUGAGAGCCUGCCAUAUCCUGGAGUGCUGUGAGGGUUGCCAGAAUGUAAUCAACACGAUAGGACAAGCCUUCGAACUGAGGUUCAAGCAGUAUCUCCACAAUCCCCCAAAACUCAUCACCCCCCUGGAACGGAUGACAGGCAGUGAGGAGUCCGCCUGGGGCGAGGAAGAAGAGUCAUCAGAGCACAAUUACUACAACAGCAUCCCGGGAAAGCAGCCCCCUGUAGGGGGCGUCGUUGACUCCAGGCAGAGACACGUGCAACCAUCAAGCUCCAUUGGAGCGACCCAGUUUGGUUAUUGCUCGCGGAGAGACGCUGCUGAACUUCCCGAAACUCAGGACUUUGGCGGCCAGAGCGAGGGGCAAGCUACAGCAGUCCUGACCAGCGAUGGUUACCUCAGGCCCUAUGGGAAAGCCUCGUGGGAAGAUCACAUGUACGUCAACACGCAAUGCCUGGACAAAUGGGACUGUAACGGCAAGAGGACACGCGUGUGCUUGCACGGCGCGUCAGUGGACACCAAGGAGAGUCCGGAGAAAGACAUCUUUGACAUGAGGCCGUUCGAAGAUGCUCUGAAGCUUCACGAAGCCGGGGGGCUGCGCCGGGCGGGGAGAGCCGGUGGCUUGUCGGGCGGGGGAGCGGCCAAGCUCCCUGGUGGCGGGGUAGGGGGGGAGGAGGAGAGGCUGAGGCGGGAGCCCUGGUAUCACGGCAAGAUCGACAGGAAAGACGCCGAGAGGCUGCUGGAGGCGGACGGAGACUUUCUGGUCAGGCACAGCAUCAGCAGCCACGGCCAGUACGUGCUGACGGGAAUACACAACUCGCAGCCCAAACACCUGCUGCUGGUCGACCCGGAGGGAAUGGUUCGGACCAAGGAUUUGCUGUUCGACAGCAUCAGUCACCUCAUCAACUAUCACUUCGAGAACGAGUUGCCCAUCGUGGCGGCCGAGAGCGAGGUGUGUCUGAGACAAGCCAUCAGACGGAAGGUGUGAGCAGAGCUGAGACAUCACCGCCGGUCUCGGAGGGUGAAAUGCGAAUGUCCCUAAAUUCCUCAGAGAUUCCGACCUGGAAUGAAUGUGUCCACUUGCUCCCGAAAGAGAAUUUCCUGGAAGGUGGAGGAGAGACAUUGGGAUGUUUACUGAGGGAGUGAGGAGCCGGAAUUGCCUCGAUCCCUGGGACAACAGUCAGCUUCUCGUUGCUUUCUGCUCCACGGCUGGCCUGAGAGUGUUGCUUAACGCCGUCUGUCAAACCAUUGCACCAACUUGGAAACACUGCCAGAGACUGAGCCCAGCUGUUAAUGUCGCCACAAGCCUUGGAGCGAAACAGUGCAGCCCGUCAACAAACCUGGUGUUAGAGGCUCUAGGGCGAAAGGGAGCAAUUGACUCCUGUCUGGUUCUGUACAGUUUGUGUGUGUUUCAGUCCUGUAAAUAUUUAUAUGUAUAUAUAUAUAAUAUGGACGGGCAGUGUAGAGGGAGCUUUACCCUAUCUCUCACCCUGACCUGGGAGUGUGCACGCUAAGCGUAGAGACAUCUUAACCCUGUCUCUCACCCUGACCUGGGACUGUGGACAGACAGUGUAGAGGGAACUUUACUCUGUCUCUAACUCGCGCUAUCGCCGAUGUAGAGUUUGUUGCUGAACAUGUUCCCCGGCUCUGACAUCGCACACUCUCCCGGCUACAAAAGAGACCGAAGGGAAGCGUUCGCCUGGCGCACGGAUGUUUGACCCCAUGAGCUGGAUUGUAAAUAAAUGAUUGUAAAUUUCUGGUUGAGACGAAGAUUUUUGUUUUCUGACCUUUUACAAUUCUAAAAUAAAAUUAAAAGUUGAACCUGCUGCAGUUAAACACAGCGUCUCUUCGGUUGCGAAGGCAUCUCAAGGCGCUUAACAGUCCUGGCUUGGUAGCUGAGCUGCGGCUGGGAACCGAGGGGAUUGAAGAGGGGAAGAUUGACCCAAAGUGCGGUCAAAGAAAUCGAAAGAAUUGUGUCGGAAACGUUCUUAUGAUUUGCCUUGUCCCUUCCUCCCCCAUCUUCAGGCCACACCUGAACACCGUCCUCUUUCCCCCGUGCCUCCCCCCGGCUCAGCAUCAUGCUCUGCCGUUGUCUGAGGGGGCGUUGUUGUCACCGGUGGAGACCAGGGAAUUGUUCUUAUGUGGA